Molecule: messenger RNA, 1471 nt
Organism: Olea europaea var. sylvestris
Lineage: Eukaryota; Viridiplantae; Streptophyta; Magnoliopsida; Lamiales; Oleaceae
Product: GTP-binding protein ERG-like
Exons: 5
Coding region: 531-1055 (174 amino acids)
Biological process (GO): ribosomal small subunit assembly
Molecular function (GO): rRNA binding; ribosomal small subunit binding; GTP binding
Source: RefSeq, a predicted model, not a curated record
CUUGCCAGUAAUGUCUAGAUUUGAAUAUAAACUAAUUGUUCAAUUUCCAUUGGAUCAUAAUCUUCUGUUAUGCUUACACAUGGUUUCUUAACUCAUUAUCAUGAUCAGUGAGGUGGAGGCACUAUGGAAAUUGCUGUAUAACGUGCAUUUAAUCUGAGUAACUAAAUCUGCUGUUUCUUGUCAACAACUGGUAUAAAGUUCUAUUAAGGCAUUAAUAUAGAAGAAGUUGAAUUUCAUGCAGAUGUAAGUGCUAGAGGCAGUUCCCUGUCAUCCUAAUUAUAUUAAUCUAUUAACGAAUCUGUAAAAGUUCUAUUCAGAUUUAUUAGAUGAUGCGGUUCAAAGUAUUAGUUUUGUAACAAAGCGAUAAUUCAUGCAUGUAUAACGUGUAACAUUAUGCAAAUUUUUGGCUCUUUUGUACUGCUAUUGACUCGUAAUAUUAUAUAUAUGUGAAAUCCUAAUUGGAUUCCCACUGGUGUCUAUGUUAUUUCAAAUCCAGGCCUGAUUCAAGAGUGGUGAGAUUGAUUGAAAGAAUGGGCUCAAUUCGCAACGAAAAACAGAAGCGGGUUCUAUGUAUGAAUAAGGUUGACUUGGUUGAAAAGAAGAAAGAUCUACUAAAGGUUGCUGAGCAAUUCAAAAAUCUUCCUGGAUAUGAACGGUGCUUCAUGCUCUCAGGACUGAAGGGUGCUGGAGUGAAAGAUCUUGCUCAGUAUCUAAUGGAGCAGGCAAUAAAAAGACCAUGGGAUGAGGAUCCAUUUGCCAUGAGUGAAGAAAUUAUGAAGAACAUAUCACUGGAAACUGUGAGAGAAAAAUUGUUAGAUUAUGUUCACCAGGAAAUCCCAUAUGGCAUUGAACAUCGUUUGAUGGACUGGAAGGAGUUACGAGAUGGCUCUCUCAGGAUUGAGCAACACUUCAUUACUCACAAGAUCAGCCAACGCAAGAUUCUUGUCGGGAAGAAGGGAUCCAAAGUCGGGAGGAUAGGUAUGGAAGCUAACGAAGAGUUGAGAUCCAUAUUCAAGAGGAAUGUCCAUCUCAUCCUCAUGGUCAGAGUCAAAUGAUCCCUUCAGCGGCUGAAUCGUGUUUAGUAUUGUACUAAUAGUCUCGGUCGUAUAUAUAGAAAGAUUUGCCAAUAUAGUUUUCCAAGAUUGUUUAGGCCCAUGGAACUUAAGCUCUUCUUACUUAAUUAUUCAAUAGUUCAUCAUUGUUAGCAUGGUAGUCAGAUAGUUAACGAGCUUUUUGUUUUUCCAUGAGCUAUCAGCAUCAUUUUUUUCAAGAAAACUGCUGCUCCCCCAGAAUUGUGCUGGAUCAGUUUUGCCUUUCGGUUUAGAUAUAUCAAAACUUUGUAUUUAUUGUUCCAAAAUAUUAUAUAUCCCCGGAUGGAUGCGUCGUGUGUGAGAACAACAUGCAAACACAAUAAUUUUGGUUGACAAUGGUUGGUCUCACUGUAACAGGUGUUUCUCAGCAUUUUCUGUCA